CAAUAAGUGCUGAUUUAGCUAAUCAAGCUGCUAAUACUGAUAGCGAUAGCUUCUGAGAUGUAUGUUUGUUGGCUGGUUGUUUAUGGUUCUGCUUGCCCCCUGCUAUGUUACAGACUGUUCCACUUGGUAAAGGACCUUUAGUUUUCUUUACCUGACAUGCACCAAUGUAAUAAGCCAGCUGGUCUGUUCAAAGUGGAAGGAAGAAAUGAUGUGAUGUUAUUUUAAGCUCCACCCAAAAACUGUUGCAAGGACUGGAGCUUCCACUAUUCCCCUAGUGAGCUGUGUCUUCUUUGCAUUUGCAGAUAUAAAAUAUCAAAAGUCCCAAACAGAUGAAGUGACAAUAGGAAAUCUGAGAGAGGGAGAGACUGCACAUCUCUUACAAUUCAACUAUAACUACACUGAUAGAAAAAGAAUGAGGAGAUGGCUCGCCAGCUGGUGGAGCUGGGAUUCCGGGGAAGCGGUGAGGUUCUGAAAAGGGAAGAGUUUGAAGCAAGGAAAGCAGCCGCAGAGGCUUCACGGCUCUCUGAAAGAACCCAGCAAAAGGUACCUCUUCAGGACUCAAAAGGCCAAACGUUAUCAAGUGCAGGAAAAGAACUGAAGGAUAAUUUUCUGAAGGCAUUGGCAGAAAGGGAGGAAGCCAACUGCAAUGGGAAAAUGGCAUUCUGUUUUUUCCAGUCCAUAAUCUUCAUUCGUGACCGAAAUUCUCGUGGUCAGGAGGUGUCCGCCUACAUUGAUUAUGCACACAGGCUGAAGAUUGAUGAAUUUGAAAUUUAUUUUAAUGGAAAGAAAAAGCUUUUUCCAAGACGCACUGAUCUGAGCUUUUACAACUGGGAUAGAAAUGUCAGCACUUCAAAUGCCAGUCCAAAUUACCAAGUGAUUGCCGAAAAUGCAUGUGGAUUACUCUUCAAGAACAAAUGUGAUAGGAAAAUAGUCAAUGUGGAUCCCAAGGCUUACCCAGGAGACAGCACAACUCGGACACCUAUUGAGACAGAUCUCUACCUCCAAGUAGUCAUCUAUGAUCAUAUCCUCAGAAGAAAGACCUAAACACCAGCUCAUUGGUUCUUCCCUCAAGCAUCAGUUUACCAACUUUUAUUCUAGCUGUAAGAGAAAUAAAUCAGUUUGAAGAGAUCUUUACCAUGUGUGAAACUGAUCUUCCAGUAGAAUGGGAUGGUGACUUUUGUUCUGGGUUAGGCUACUUCAGGGAUGCCGAGCAGAAGGAGACCCUGCACCACCAUGCCCCUGGGAAGUAGUGGAGUGCCAUCACAGCCAGUGCACUCCCCAGAUCACAAAUACUGCCCUUUCCUAGUGCCCUUGAGGCACAUGACAAUGCAAAGGCAAUUGGAGUGAAGAGGUGAGGUCAUGGUCCCAUCUCCUUCCCAUUUCACACAAGCCAUCAGCUCUGGCUGACUACGUGGGGGAGUACAGUAGCAAGAACAUUACCAUGUAUAGCAGGAGGUUCCGAUUCCUGCCUGGAGCUCCCCCUUGAACAGUGUGGCUCCCCUACACAGAGCUGUGCCUCUGUGGCACAAUUGAUCCCCUAGUGACCACUCUGAGGGCCACCCCCAGGACUCACUUCAUUUACCACUGAAAUGCAGCCAGUCUUGGGUGAAACCUAUCUGUGCAUAGCAACAUCACACAAUCUCUUAGAUCUGUAUUGCCGCAGUAUAUUUCAGAUAAGCAACAUACAUAAUAAUCUUAAGGCCUUGUGGAAUAUUGUUAGUAUCACAUUUAAGGUUUUAUCCCCAAGUUGUUGGGGUUUUUUUUCAAUAUUUAUCACAAGUGAAUUAGAUUUUUUAUGUUGUGUAUCUUAAUCAUCCAAAUAUAAAAUCUUUUGAUGCAUUUUAGCUGGUAUAAAAGUUUGGCAAAAUGAUAUUACUGGGCUAUUGCUAAUUUUACAAUAAAAAUCUGUGGUCUAUGUGA
Messenger RNA from Dermochelys coriacea (leatherback sea turtle), 1920 nucleotides. RefSeq names its product cilia and flagella associated protein 299 (gene CFAP299). Bases 421 to 1044 code for a protein of 207 amino acids. NCBI's taxonomy places the organism in Eukaryota, Metazoa, Chordata, Testudines, Dermochelyidae. The record is from RefSeq and is a predicted model, not a curated record. The transcript is spliced from 8 exons.